Molecule: messenger RNA, 915 nt
Organism: Lathyrus oleraceus (garden pea)
Lineage: Eukaryota; Viridiplantae; Streptophyta; Magnoliopsida; Fabales; Fabaceae
Product: autophagy-related protein 18a
Exons: 5
Coding region: 1-915 (304 amino acids)
Molecular function (GO): protein binding
Source: RefSeq, a predicted model, not a curated record
AUGUCUCAUACCUCUCAAACCCUAAUGCCUCUUGAUUCCGAAGAACCACCUUCGUCAACCCCAAUUCCCUCUCCCCCUAAUCCAUCCCCAAAUUCUACUUCCACCGCUCUUCAUAUCUCCUUCAACCAAGACUCCGGUUGUUUCGCCGUUGGCACCGAUCAAGGCUUCCGAAUCUAUAAUUGUGACCCCUUUCGUGAAAUAUUCCGACGUGAUUUCGGUCACGGCGGAGGAAUCAGUUUGGUUCACAUGUUGUUUCGAUCUGGGAUGAUCAUCAGUCGCAGUGUUCUUCAUCAAAUUGAGACUAUUGCGAACCCUAAGGGUCUCUGUGAGGUUUCACAUCAUUUGGAAACUAUGGUGUUGGCUUGUCCUGGGUUGCAGAAAGGUCAGAUUAGGGUUGAACAUUAUGCUUCCAAGAGAACUAAGUUCAUCCUGGCACAUGAUUCUAGAAUUGCUUGUUUCAAUAUAACCCAAGAUGGACUUUUACUUGCUACUGCAAGCUCCAAGGGGACUCUCAUUAGGAUUUUCAAUACCUUGGACGGUUCUUUGCUCCAAGAGGUACGAAGAGGUGCUGACCGAGCUGAGAUAUAUAGCCUUGCCUUUUCUCCCACGGCUCAGUGGUUAGCUGUCUCGAGUGACAAGGGAACUGUUCAUGUAUUCAACCUGAAGGUUGAUUCGGGAUUGUUGGGGCACGAGAGAUCACAUACUACAUCUGAGUCUAGUCCUAUUAGUCCAUCGGCAGCUUUGUCUCUCUCAUUUAUUAGAGGUGUAUUGCCUAAGUAUUUUAGCUCAGAAUGGUCCGUGGCUCAAUUUCGCUUGCAAGAAGGUUUACAGUAUAAUGUUGCCUUUGGCCAUCAGAAAAAUACAAUUGUAAUACUCGGCAUGGAUGGCAGGAUUAUUUGCCAAAGCAAGUGCUGA